AUGAACCCAAAAACUACUUCCUCCGUGUCCAAACCAACAAGCACGACGCGUGCGACGAUCGAGACACCGCUGCCAAAUCCUUCCCUGCAAGUCACUGCAGACCAAAAAUUAAAACUUCAGGAAGCACCUGUGUAUGCGCCAGCAGAAGGAGAAGUUUUGUUGCAUAUCAAAGCCACCGGCGUUUGCGGGUCCGAUAUCCAUUUUUGGAAAGCAGGAAGAAUAGGUUCUCUCGUCGUCGAAGGAGACUGUAUCCUCGGUCAUGAAGCUUCAGGAGUGGUUUUGCAGUGCGGUGAGGGCGUUACAACUUUGCAACCCGGGGACCGUGUAGCAGUCGAGCCCGGCGUCCCGUGCGGAACAUGCUUCUUGUGUAUGGACGGACGCUACAAUCUAUGCGAAGAUGUCCAAUUCGCUGGUGUUUACCCUUAUGAUGGCACUGUACAGAGAUUCAAAUGUCAUCCUGCACGGUGGUGCCAUAAGCUGCCUUCCAACAUAUCGUAUGCUGAAGGUGCGCUCCUCGAGCCACUCUCUGUGGUCAUGCACGGUAUCAAAUCUGCAGGCCUUUCCCUAGGCCGUGGCGCUGUGAUAUGCGGUGCAGGGCCCAUUGGUCUCAUCGCAUUGGCAGCAGCGAGAGCAAGUGGGGCCCACCCGCUUGUCAUUACGGAUCUCGAGCCAAAACGAUUGGCUUUCGCGAAAAGUUUUGUGCCUUCGGCUUAUACCUAUCAAGUUGACCAAAAUCUUGAUGCGUUGGGUAACGCAAAGAAGAUUAGGGAGCUGUUUGACUUUGAGAAUGUGGGCGAGUAUGGAGCGCCAGAGACCGUGCUUGAAUGUACGGGCGUGGAGAAUAGUGUUGUCACUGCAGCCUAUACAGCCCGAAGAGGUGGGACUGUUAUGGUCAUUGGUGUUGGGAAGGAAAUCAUGAAUAAUCUGCCAUUCAUGCAUUUGAGUCUAGCUGAGAUUGAUCUGAAAUUCAUCAAUCGUUACCGCGACACCUGGCCAGCUGGUCUUCAGUGCUUGGCGGGUGGCAUACUAGACCUCAAGCCACUUGUCAGUCACACAUUUCCACUAGAAAAGGCACUAGAUGCCCUGCAUACAUGUGCCGACCUAAGCAACGGAAGUAUCAAAGUUCAAAUCAUUGAUGAGGUAAACGAUGUGCUCUAG
This is a messenger RNA of Bipolaris zeicola 26-R-13, 1158 nucleotides long. RefSeq lists its product as uncharacterized. Gene Ontology annotation, molecular function: L-iditol 2-dehydrogenase (NAD+) activity; zinc ion binding. Bases 1 to 1158 code for a protein of 385 amino acids. Gene Ontology annotation, biological process: D-sorbitol catabolic process. The record is from RefSeq and is a predicted model, not a curated record. The transcript has 4 exons. NCBI's taxonomy places the organism in Eukaryota, Fungi, Ascomycota, Dothideomycetes, Pleosporales, Pleosporaceae.